AUAUAACCCUAUGAUUAAUUAAACUCUAAUUACAAAUUAAACACUUCGAAUAAAUCCAAAUUCAUUCAUCUCCUCUGAAACUUACCGUUAUGAUCAACAAUAAUCGCUUCGCCAUAAUCGCGAAGAAACCAAAGUUACAUUCCAAAACGCACGCGUUUUAACCCUUUCAUCACUCUUUUUCAUUUCAUGGGUUUCGUUUUCUGAAUACUGUUACUGAAACUACUAGAAGAAAUGGCUCAAGAAUCGCAACAAUUGGAUCCGAACAAGAAUGAAGUUAUUCGAUUAGAGCGUGAAUCUGUUAUUCCAGUUCUUAAACCUAGGCUCAUCAUGACAUUGGCAAAUCUUAUUGAACAUAGUUCCGACCGAGCUGAGUUUUUGAAGCUCUCCAAGAGGGUGGAGUAUACAAUUCGAGCUUGGUACCUUUUACAAUUUGAGGACUUGAUGCAACUUUACUCCCUCCUUGAUCCUGUGCAUGGGGCACAGAAAUUGGAACAACAGAAGCUAACUUCUGAAGAAAUUGAUGUACUUGAACAGAAUUUCUUGACGUACCUAUUUCAGGUAAUGGAAAAGAGCAACUUUAAGAUAGUGACUGAGGAUGAGAUUGAGGUUGCACAUUCCGGCCAAUAUCUUCUCAAUCUUCCCAUUUCUGUUGAUGAAUCUAAGCUUGACAAGACACUUCUGAAGAAAUAUUUUGAAAAGCAUCAUCAUGAUAACCUUCCAGAUUUCUCUGAUAAGUAUGUUAUCUUUCGGCGUGGUAUAGGAAUUGAUCGGACAACCGAUUACUUUGUCAUGGAGAAAGUGGACAUGCUCAUUGGACGAUUUUGGGCUUAUCUGUUAAGAGUUACUAGGUUGGAAAAGAUUUUUUCAAGAAAGUCGAAGCCUAACAAGAAGGAUUCAAAAGGCAAUGAAAUGAUCCGUGAAGGAACUGGGGAUGACUUUUAUGUGGAACGGAUACGUCUUGAAAACAUGCAACUGAGCUCCCAUAAUUUACUCGGCAAGACCUUGAUUCAAGAACCGACAUUUGAUAGGAUAAUUGUUGUAUACAGGAGAGCCAGUACCAAAUCUAAAACAGAACGAGGAAUAUUUGUGAAGCAUUUUAAAAACAUUCCAAUGGCUGAUAUGGAAUUAGUUCUUCCAGAAAAGAAAAACCCUGGAUUAACUCCAAUGGAUUGGGUGAAGUUUCUUGUAUCAGCAGUUGUUGGACUGGUUGCUGUAUUUAGUUCACUCGAAAUGCCUUCGGCUGAUUGGUGGGUCAUAUUUGCUGUUCUUUCAACAGUAAUUGGUUAUAUUGUCAAGACAUAUUUUACAUUCCAACAAAACUUGGCUCAAUACCAAAAUUUGAUUACACAGUCGAUGUAUGACAAACAACUAGACAGCGGAAAGGGUACACUUCUUCAUUUAUGUGAUGAUGUCAUUCAACAAGAAGUCAAAGAAGUGAUACUUUCAUUCUUUAUUCUAAUGGAACAGGGCAAAGCUACAAGACAGGAUCUCGAUCACUGGUGUGAAGAACUAAUCAAAGAAGAGUUUGGGGAGGAAUGUGAUUUUGAUGUGGAUGAUGCAGUUGGUAAAUUAGAGAAAUUGGGUAUCGUCAGUCGGGAUUCUAUUGGUAGAUAUCAAUGUGUUGGACUCAAAAGGGCUAAUGAGAUCAUUGGCACCACCACUGAAGAACUUGUGCUCAAGGCAAGACAGGGAAACCUUACUACUUGAUGAUGGCGUUUACAGAAUAUGCACAGCAGUCUUUGUACAUGUUAGUGUUGGUUAAUAACGAUAAUCCUGAGAUUAGUCGCUAAAUUUUUUCUUUAAAAAAUGCUAGAUUGAUGUCUUGUCUUUUAGAUGGAAGUUCAUUACAUUUCUGCUUGCUGCUUAUCAACUUGUGUAUUAGUCAUAUAUGCUGCCUUUUCUAUAACUUCA
Molecule: messenger RNA, 1911 nt
Organism: Lathyrus oleraceus (garden pea)
Lineage: Eukaryota; Viridiplantae; Streptophyta; Magnoliopsida; Fabales; Fabaceae
Exons: 15
Coding region: 232-1707 (491 amino acids)
Source: RefSeq, a predicted model, not a curated record